Spodoptera exigua (beet armyworm) is the source of this 1833-nucleotide messenger RNA. NCBI's taxonomy places the organism in Eukaryota, Metazoa, Arthropoda, Insecta, Lepidoptera, Noctuidae. The record is from the annotation of a GenBank genome assembly.
AUGGCUCUGCUUGGAUACGGCAAAAAUCCGGAAACCGCUGAAUGGAUGUGUGGGGGCAGCAUCAUCACCAAGAAAUUCAUAUUAACGGCUGCGCACUGCAUUUCCAGUCCUUCUUUGGGCGUCGUAAAGUACGCAGCGCUCGGCAUCCUGAGACGGUCUGAUCGAAAAAAAUGGCACGUUUACGAUAUAGCAAAUAUUAUCAAACAUCCGAAGUAUAGGGCACCAAUCAAGUACCAUGACAUAGCGCUAUUGGAGACUGGAAGGGACAUCGUCUUUAAUGGUGAGGUCCUUCCGGCCUGUCUGCUCAAAGAUCCUCGAUUGGAAACCGAGGUAGCCACUGCAACGGGAUGGGGUAAAACGGGACACAGAAAACCUGUGUCUGAAAUACUACAAAUGGUAUUAGUCGUGAAAUUAUCCGACGAUAAAUGCAGGAAGGAGUAUCCAGUGCACAGACAUCUGUUUAAAGGCUACGACUCAACCACACAGCUCUGUUACGGCGGCGUCGAUCAAGGGAUUACCGACACAUGUGAGUGUCAGUUUCAGUCCUCCACGGGUGGGGGUACCCGAGUUCCCCCUCGGGUUUGUCAUGCAACUGUGGAUCAGGAACGUCGAUGUGGCUUUGGGGUGCCACUGCACUAUAUGGAUUGGCCUCGUUUGGAUCGACAACCUCAAUAUGCAAGUCAGGUUAGUGUAGGUUCCCCUUCGGGUGAAAAGGUAACCGCACGUGCAUUGCUGGAUUCGGGUGCUCAGGGAUGUAUAGCGUCGACAUGGCUGGUGGAGCGUUUGCGGUUGCGUGUGGAAUCGGGUGGAAAUUAUAUUCGUGGCGUAGGAGGAAGGGGUCAAGUAAGGCUGGCGGAUAGAAAAAAUGUACUAGAUCUUCGAUCGGUGACCAGUAUAGUGACCCCUACGCUCUUCGCUUCGGUAAAACCUCUUCAUAAGUUUUGGAAGCCUGGUACCUCUGCUCCGAGUGAACCAUCCAAUAUGUCUCAUCAGCGCUCCCCCCCACCUACCUCACCCGCUCCCGCGACCGGCCCCACGCUCUAUGAGGUAUGUGCUCCUGAAAUAUGUGAAUCGGAUACUGCAUCUGAGAGAAGCUGUAGCAGAAAUGUCAGCGUUAGAAAUAAACGUAGACAUGGUGAUGAUGACAUCAAGGAACUCAAGGGGUUGAUCUCGUCUCUGACAUCUAAGGUAGACCAAAGCUUUCUGGAACUCAAACAGAAAAAUACAGAACUUAAAGAAAGUCUACAGUUUAUGUCAGACAAAUAUGAUUUAAUUCUCAAAACACUUCAAAACCUACAGGAAGAGAGAGCAGACGAUAAGAAGACCAUUCAAAAAUUAGAAGAAAAGAUUGAAUUCCUUGAGCGUAAAAAUAGGUCGACUAGCUUGGAGAUAAGAAAUAUACCAAUCUGCUUGCAAGAUGACAAGAAAUUCGAGUCGAAAGAAGAUGCAAGUUUGAUAGUAAAAACCUUGGCGAAAGCUGUCGAGGUAGAUAUCCAAGACUGUGACAUAAAAGAUAUAUACAGAAUCCAAACAAACAGAGAAGGCAGUAAACCCAUUAUAGUUGAACUGAACAGUGUCCUAAAAAAGGACAAAAUAGUGCUGGGGGUCAAGAAUUACAAUAGGAAGAAACCAAAUGAAGAUAAAUUAAAUACUAGACACCUCAAUAUACCCGGACCUGUCAAACCUGUGUACAUAUCAGAAGCCCUAACACCUAACGCGCAGAAACUAUUCUAUGCAGCUCGACAGUUUGCAAGGGAAAAUGGGUACAUGUACUGCUGGACCUCCCAUGGGUCUGUAUUCCUGCGUAAAGCUGAAGGUUUAGUAUUACACUAA